CCAGGGUUGUAUGAAUGCAAUUAAUAUUGAUAGAGUUGAAAUACAUGAAGUGAUGUCUCACCAAAGCACCAUGAGGUUAAAGAAAAUACCCAUUAUCUCAAGCAAGCCUGUUUUGGUAUUUUUACAAAAUACGGAACACCAACUUUAUUGUCUCUUCCUGUACGUGAGGUGUUAUGCAGUGAAGGACAGCCCUACUUUUCUCAAGUCAUUGCUUUGUUCGACCUUUGGGAGAGCAGCGAGCAUGUUUUGACUGGACUCAGUCAGAAAAGUAAUAGGUCCGGCCUUAAUAUAUAUAACUUACCAGAUAGAGGUUAGCUUUAAUGGUGGGUAGAACAGCCUAACUUGCUAUCAUCAGAGGUUCGUAUCACGCCAGACUUCAGAAGAAGAAGCAAAAUCAAGAGAUGAGAGGCUUUGAGAGGAGAGGAGUGAGGCAGUACAACAGAUCGAAAGCCCCUCGUUUGCGAUGGACCGAGGAGCUCCACCGCCGCUUCGUCGAAGCUAUCGAUCGCCUUGGAGGACAGAACAAGGCAACACCAAAGCGUAUUUUACAAUUGAUGGGAGAGAAAGGACUGAACGUAUUCCAUGUUAAAAGUCAUCUACAGAUGUACAGAAGCGUGAGCAACCAUGCCAACCAUUGUAACUUCCUAUCCACAAAGGAUCUGAACAAGCAAAAGGUGGUACAGCAAGGCAAUGCUAAUGCAUAUAAUUCAAGUAAUUGUGAAGAUUCACAUCUAAACUGCACCCUCAGUCACAUCCACUCGUUUCACAUACCAUCAUUUGAAGAAGUGAUGAGAGAAUGGGCAACCAAGAACGGAGUUUAUGAUUCAAUAAUUGGCUUCAGACAAGCAAAAGAUGCAGCGAGCCAUCACAACCAGUUGAUUCAGCCGAGCCAUCCUCGUGAAAUGCAAGAGAAAGGCGGAUGGGAGUUCCUGAUGGGAACUUGUCCAAUGUUCAAACCUGCAUGGCGGCAGUCAGAUCAUGUCUUUCAGACAGAAAUGCCUGAGAGAAAAAUAGACUGCGAGCUAAAUCUUUCAUCCUUCAACUAUCAGAUGCGGAGGGGUGGGGAAGAAACAAGUGAGAUGGGAUCGAGCAUCGAGUUCGAUACAAGCGGAGAGGUUCCCAUGUCGAAAUACACAAGCCAUGACUAUCCUAUUGCCUGCAGAAUUCCAGUUGAGAAGAGCCACUUGAACUUAGAACUGACAAUCUCAUCACCUAACUGUUCUGUGUCAUGUUCUGCAAGGAAGGAUUGAAGUUGACAGAUAGUUGAAGACCUGCUGUGUAAAAUUGGAUGGAGUGACAUUGGUAGGAAGCAAAUGAAAGUUCCCCCUGCGUUAUGUAGUUGGAUAGAGUGAGGAAGCAAAUGAGAGUUCCUAGCAUGUGAGUUAAUAGCAGAAUAUUUGGAUCUGUAUGCCUCUGUUGUUUAUAUCAAUCACAAGGCUUCUAUAUCUACAUCAAUCAUAGGAUAAGGAUGAAUGCAGAACAAACUAA
Phoenix dactylifera (date palm) is the source of this 1488-nucleotide messenger RNA. RefSeq names its product myb family transcription factor MPH1-like. NCBI's taxonomy places the organism in Eukaryota, Viridiplantae, Streptophyta, Magnoliopsida, Arecales, Arecaceae. The record is from RefSeq and is a predicted model, not a curated record. Gene Ontology annotation, molecular function: DNA binding; DNA-binding transcription factor activity.